GGAAUUCUAACUGCUUUCGUAGCACACUUUUGUUUCUUUGAUAACAGUUUUCACACCUUAUACAAAUGUGUCUUCGUUAAAAACUCAUUUUGGGGUGUGAAUGUGACAAUUUUUUCUUUAUUUUCGCGACGCCUUAGGGGCAAACCUAAUUGUUUAUAACGGUGUGCGAGUAGCUUGACAAAGGGCAAAUUACUGGGAGGGAAUUUUACAUCCUGCAUUUUCUGGAAAGUGUUGCCUUUCUUGUAUUACACAUCAUCACCAUCUAUCCAUCCCAAAUUUGCAUCUAAUACGUUACAGCUUCAACAACUUCUCUGCAACAACACUAUGUAGCCUAAUUUCUAUGUUCUCCUAUAGCUGAACCUGGCAGUCGGGAUGCUGUGUAACUGGCUGAGCUACUGUAAGACGGCUGAAGACAUCGGCGUGGACACGACGAUGGGAGAUUACUUCUGGAACUCCUUCAGGAGUCUUUUGGGCAUGCGUCACGAGCCCCAAGACUCUGACGAUGAAGCACCACUUCCGGACCACUAUAUGGAUGAGACCCUCCAGCGGACGGAAAUGGUACUGCAGGAAGUGGACAGGGUGACCGACCAGAUGUACACCUUUGAGUGCAAGAAGCGUCAACUGAUUCAAGUUCAAGUUCAAAGGCUUGAUGCACCUCAAGCGGGCACAAGCUCGACAUAACUGAAAUACUGUACGAAAAUGCGCUAAAAUAUGAUUUCAUCAAGCGACACUCCACCUGAACGCAGUCUGAUGAAAUAUCUAGAUUUUUUUAAAAGCUUAUGCAAAUUAGAUUUUUACCUUUACAUAAUCCAUAUGUAGGGGCAUUCAGGUUUAGCUCAAUUUACGCAUGUAUUAAGUUAAGUAUGUAAUCCCAUCGUUUAUCCCAAAGUAACUAUGGCUUGUAACGGCUUAUGUGGUGUUUGCGGUUCAACUUGCCUGUUUGUCUGAUCGAUAACAUUGCAGUGCGUCUAUGACCAUUUUUUCGUUUGGAACUUUCAAUUAUUUGAAGUCACACCGGCGAUAAUACAAAGUCGGAACGCUUGACUCUCACAGCCGAGCACUGGCUCUAUGUCCGAGAUGUCGGCGAAACAUAUUCCAAAUCUUUACUCCAAACACCACAAAAGCCAGUGAAUUAGGCAAAUGAGGACCCGAUUUGCAUAAUGAGUGUCAGUUAUGUUGAGGUCUAAUGACAGUUAUGUUGCAACUGCCCUAAUUUACAUGUUAUAUUUGUUGAGGUCUAAUGUUAUGGAAACCACUGGAAUUAUAGGAAAUCCUAAUUAAAUAUGACUUAAUUAUUGAGGAAAUCUUAUGAAAGUUUUACCACGUUGACCUCUUCACUGCUACCUUAAAACCACCGCGAACGUUUCACAAUUUACAGUAAAACCAAGGAGGUUAAAAUAUGAUCCUAUUUUAGCCUCCUUGAGUAAAACUAUGUAUGGUAGUUGCAACCACAAACUUAAACCACCAUUCCCUCCCAGGGCGAUAUUAAAUUCCCGGGAACAAACUCCCCUUUUACAGUAUAUCAGUAUCACAUUAGUGGCUACAUUUCUUUGCAUACUAUCAAGGGAAUGAUGACGAAUAUGUGAGUGGUGUGUGAAAAAGUUUUAUAUUGUUGUGACAAUAUUGUUGCAGCCUGUAAAAGAAAUUGAAGCAUGGAUUGCAUUGUGACAAAUAGCGUAAUGUACAUGUAUUUUAUUCCUGUCAACAUUUUAUUGUACACCAUGUUUCCAUAUAGAAUCCUUUGUAGCGAAAUGGAACAUUGUUUUGAGUAUCGCCCAUUCAUUAAUUUUCGCUGAUAAUUAGGUUCAGGUCCGGACC
This is a messenger RNA of Branchiostoma floridae (Florida lancelet), 1818 nucleotides long. RefSeq lists its product as uncharacterized. The record is from RefSeq and is a predicted model, not a curated record. The coding region runs from base 373 to 681 and encodes 102 amino acids. The transcript has 2 exons. Lineage: Eukaryota; Metazoa; Chordata; Leptocardii; Amphioxiformes; Branchiostomatidae.